AUGGCAAAGAAAAAGUCAGGAAAGCGGAAGCGCGCACAAGAAGAAGAUAUCGCAUUGGACUAUGAUGACAAUAAGUCAAAUCAACCCGGCGCCACGGCGAACACCACCUUCCUUCCUCUUACAGGCCAAUGCCACCAUUACAGAAAGGUAGGCGAGGUACCAUUUGAUAUUCAAAAAUAUUGGCAUCAGAGACAUAGUAUAUUCUCUGAGUAUGAUGCUGGUAUCCAGAUGACUGACGACGCGUGGUUUGGGGUAACACCUGAGCCAGUUGCGAACCAGAUCGCGACAGAUUUAUCAUUGCGCGCGCCUGACGAGAAAACAACAAUCAUCGACAUAUUCGCUGGGGCUGGCGGUAACGCUAUUGCCUUUGCCCUGUCUGAGAGGUGGACAAAUAUCAUAGCAAUAGAGAAAGAUGCGUCAACUCUAGCAUGCGCUCAGCACAAUGCAGCAAUAUAUGGGGUUUCCGAGUUCAUUACCUGGGUUAACGCAGACUGCUUCAGCUACCUGUCUGAAAACCGAUCGACAAUUGAUGCAUCAUCUACGGUCAUAUUCGCCUCGCCUCCCUGGGGCGGCGUUACUUAUUCAAACACAGAAAUAUUCGACCUUAGUACGAUGCACCCAUACUCCAUCCAAGAGAUCCACAAAGCUUGUACCGACAUGUAUUCGGUGCUGUAUCUACCCAGACAUAGCGACCUCAGGCAAGUCGCCAAAUUGGCACCAAAAGACAAGAAAAUCGAUAUCGUACAGUAUUGCAUGAAAGGAGCUAGCAAGGCACUUGUGGCUUAUGUUCCCGCUUCAAGUACAUGA
Glarea lozoyensis ATCC 20868 is the source of this 807-nucleotide messenger RNA. Its product is annotated as S-adenosyl-L-methionine-dependent methyltransferase. Gene Ontology annotation, cellular component: nucleus. Gene Ontology annotation, biological process: 7-methylguanosine cap hypermethylation; 7-methylguanosine RNA capping. The transcript has 3 exons. The coding region runs from base 1 to 807 and encodes 268 amino acids. Gene Ontology annotation, molecular function: RNA cap trimethylguanosine synthase activity. The record is from RefSeq and is a predicted model, not a curated record. Lineage: Eukaryota; Fungi; Ascomycota; Leotiomycetes; Helotiales; Helotiaceae.